AUUGGCGCGGCCGCCGGGCGCGUGCGCAGGACCCGAUGGGUCCCCGGACGCGGAAGACCUGGCCCCGCGGAGGUUCCCGCUUCUGAGGCGUGAGAGGCGGCAGGUUGUAGAAUUUGGCCUUGGCUCCGAGGGGUUCCCCCGGGCCAUUAGAACCCAAGACCGAAAAAGGAGGCACCGCGGCGGCGGCUGGUCGAACCCCCCACCUGUCCUCCAGGCAGGGAGGGGGAGCGAGGAGGAGAAGCACCGAUCGCAGGGCUGAGGAGCCUCCGGACCGGGUCCCGGAGCAUGGGGGACUGGACCGGGUCCCCGAGCAUGGGAAGCUGGAAUCUCCGAGGCUGCCCGGCCGGGCCCUGCCCGACUGUCAGCUCCUCGGUGCUAGUGCUGCCCGGGCAGCUGGGGUGUCUGUAGCCCGGCCCCGCUUGAGGUCGUUGGCCAAAAGAUAGCAGCAUGAGUUCCGCCGCUGCCUAGUUUCCUCCCCGUCCUUCUCUUCUCCCUCCUUUCUCUCUCCUCUUCCCCAUACUUCGUCCUUCUUCUUUCACUCCCCCUCGCUCCUCUUUUCCCUGCACCCUACCCUCCUCCUUUCCCCCGUCUUCUUCUUUUCCCCCUUCUGUCCUCCUCCUUUUACCCUGUUUGUCUUCCUGCUUUUCCAUCUAUCCUUUUUCCCUCCCUCUUGCUCUUUUACCUCCUCCUUCCAUCCCUCUCCUUCCUCGUUCCUCUUCCUUUAUCCUGUCACCCUCCACCACGACCUCUCCACCCUCCUCCCCUCCCUCACUCUCAUCCUCCCUUCCUCAUCCUCAUCCUCCUUCCCUCCCCCUCCUCUCCUGCUUUUCUCCGCCCCCGCCCCCAAGCCUCCGCCCCUUAGCCCCCGCCCCCAGCUGCCGGUCCCCAGCAGCUCAGUCCUGCAGUGAGAGUCCUGGGAGUCCAUAGCUAAGCACCAGGAGCUGAGCGCUGUCCGCCGUGCCUGCCGGCAAGUCUCCGACAUGGCUCAGGAGAAAAUGGAGCUGGACUUUGAGUCUGACACAUCUGAUGGGGUCACCCUGAGGAGAGCCAACAGCGCUCCCCUGAUCCAUGGGCUCAGUGACCUUUCCCAGGUUUUUCAACCUUACACGUUUAGAACUCGGAGGAAUAGUACAACCAUGAUGAGCCGUCACAGCUUGUUGCUGUCAUCCUCACCUAAUCGGAUUCCUAGCAGCAGACUGCAUCAAAUCAAAAGGGAGGAAGGCAUGGAUAUGAUGAACAGAGAAACUGCACAUGAAAGAGAAGUGCAAACCGCAAUGCAGAUAAGCCAAUCAUGGGAUGAGAGCUUGAACCUGAGUGAUAGUGAUUUUGACAAGCCAGAGAAAUUAUAUUCUCCUAAAAGGAUUGACUUCACUCCGGUUUCUCCAGCACCAUCACCCACCAGAGGAUUUGGAAAGCAGUGUUUUUCACCAUCCUUACAAAUGUUUGUGAGCAGCAGCGGACUACCACCAAGUCCCGUUCCUAGUCCAAGACGCUUUUCCAGCAGGAGAAGCCAGAGUCCGGUCAAGUGCAUUAGGCCCAGUGUUCUUGGUCCUCUUAAAAGAAAAGGUGAAAUGGAGACCGAAAGCCAGCCCAAGAGGCUCUUCCAAGGCACUACCACUAUGCUGUCUCCGGAGGCUGCACAAUUGUCUGAUCUCAGUUCAUGUUCAGAUAUUUUGGAUGGCAGUAGUAGCAGCAGUGGCUUGUCCUCAGACUCACUGGCUAAAGGCAGCACAACCGCAGAGGCUCCAGUAGCAUGCUCCAAUUCAUGCUCUCCGUUCAUCUUGAUGGAUGAUCUCUCACCCAAGUGACUUACCCAUUUCUGAUUCAGUGUUCUAACUGCUGUUUCCUGCAGAAAACAUUCAGGGAGGAACACAGGGAACUUUGAUCCGUAAUGAGGAUUAAAGUGUUACUGAUCUAAACCAUUUUGAUGCCGUUCUUUUUUGGCACUUCUCUAAAGUUUGAUUUUUUGAGUGUAGUAACCUUACUUAGGUCUCUUUUUGCUGAUCUCAUUUUGAACUAGUAAUGAAAUCUCAAAUACUCAUUUUUGAUUGCUUAGAGUACAUAUAUAUAUAUAUAUAUUUUCCUCAGUGCUUCAAAGAGCACCUAUUUUAGAGUCUAUACAUUUAAGGAAAGCACUAAUAUGUAUUUUCGACAAUGGUUCUUUUUCCCAGCAGUGUCAUGACAGCUAGAGUUGAUCAGAAAUUCUCUUGCUUGAGAGAUUUUUGUUGUUGUUGUUCUCUGUUGACUACAUAAGUCUCAAAUCUCUUUAUCUCACAAUAUUAGAUGAGUUGCUUUUGAUAUAAAUUUUUAUUUUUCUGCAUCAGCUUAAAGUACAUUAUUUUGUUUCCCUUUCCUGUUUGAGCUGCUUCCUUGCCAUUUCUCACAAAGGGGAAAAAACAUGUCGUUGCUUUCAUUACUGUGCAUAUUGCUUCUUUGCUGUUGGAGUGUAGGAUACAAGGAUUGAUUUUAGUGCUGAGAAUGUAAACGGACUUAACAGGAUGCCGGGAUUAGUCACCACAGCUUCUUAUGACUUAGCUACCCCAGUUGAUAUUGUUCUCCUCAAACCUGUUGCCCUAAGGAAUAUAUAAAAUAUUGUUAAUGUUUCUAGGUGGUGUUAUCAAGGAGAAGAAAUUCCUGCCUUGACCAGAUGUGUGGAGCAUCUACAAAUGAAUGAAUAAUGUUAUUUACACACAAACCACUGUGUAGAAAAGUGUACACGGAGCUUGACAGCUUGUCUUGGGUGGUGUAAUGAGGCCUGAGGGGCCUUGGGGUUCAGUGUCAUGCUGUAAAGAUGUAUAUCAUAAGGUAGGAUAGAAAAGGGGCUCUGUGUCUGAUUGCCACAUACCGUUUUGAUUGCUGCUUCUUUCUGAUUACUUUUUCGUCAUUGGAGUUGUUUGUUUUGUUGUGUGGUGAGUGGUGUUGUCGACUGUAUUUUGGUUAUUGUGUUGCCCCCAGAAUCAGAGUCCAGUUCUUAUACAUGCUGCCUUAUAGGAAGCGCAGUUUAAUAUCUACGAGGAAGCUUUUAGGAGCUGCCAAAGUCAAUGUCAUCGUGCAUUCUGCUUUUAAGAAGCUGUUUGAGCUGUCAACAGUGUACAUGAUAGUAAGUCUGCGGUACCAUAAGUUAUUUAACAUUUAAAAGAGGAAAAUCCCGAUAGAGCUAUUUUAAAACCUGAGUGUAAUCUAUUGCCGUGUUAUUUAUUAUUUAAAACUGUGUGCAAAAUGUCUGUUGUGAUAGAUUUCUUUUAAUGGUCAGACAUCGUGGUUGGAUUGUCUGUAUUUAACAUGCAAAUUUGCCUGCUAGGACCACAAUAUUCCAUUUUUAAAUGAAUGUAAGAAAUGAAAACUACUGCAUUUGUGUCUUUUGAAGGCAAAGGUCGUUGAAUUUUAAAGGAAGAUGAUGUGCUUUGAGGGUACCCACAGACUAGUAAUACUGUAGGGCUUGAAGGGAAACCUAUUCUCUCUGAAUUAUAAGAGAGCAUCACUUAGCUUGCAGUAAGUAGUUCUGUUGUAGCAUCAGCUGUAUUGUUUAUUUUAAAUUGUGGUAACUGCCAUAAUGGUCAUUAAUGGCUUUAUUUCUCAUAUUGACUUUCAUCUGUGCAAAGUCCAUAAUCCUUCAAACCUAACAUGAAUGUAUAUAUUAUGAAGAUUGUUCUCUAGUAUGUCAUUUUAAAGAAAAAUUACAUCAGUGGUAUGCAGUGUAUUUAUUCUGUUUGUGAAAGAACCAUGUUAAAAGUCUCUGCCUAUAUAAUACUAAGAGAUGGUUUUCUCCUAUAGGGUAUUUAUCCACCAGCUCUCUACUGUCUUCUUUGCCUUAAAGGGACACUUUUGGCCAUCAUUUUUUGGCUCUAAUUUAGGACUCUUAAGACAUAACCUUUAGAAUGUAAUGAUAUUUAAAUUUAUUUUAAAUAAAAUAAAUUUAUUUUGGGGUAGAAUUGGGACAGGAAAAUGAAAUUGUUCCUCUGUUAUGAGAACUAGGAGGCAAGGUAACUGACUUUACUGUUUAAGCCAAGGUUCAUUUUUAUUGUUUAAAGUGACUAGAGAGUUAAGUUUGUGCAGGGGUUGUUUCGGAUUACAUAAAAGAUAGACAUGCUAACCUUCAGGUGAGCUUUGUUGACAGUACUCCUUUAUUUUUAUAUAAAGUCUAAUAUUUGAAAAGUGAUCAUUGUUAUAAAGUAAAAUUCUCUCUUCCUAUUCUAAUAUAUCAUAUUUCAGGCUUCUAUGUGAAAACAAGUAUAAGAGAUGAUAUGAUAAGAAAAUUUAAUAGAUGCUCUUUUUGCUUGACUGACAUAUAAUCACUGUGUUUCAUGAUAACUGCUUUUGGAAUAAUAAUAAGUUUUGUGAACUGCUGACCUUGUGUAUAUCUUAGAGUGCAAAUUUAAUAAAGUGUGUACACAUGCAUAAAAUUCUGUAAAAUUUUUAAGCCUAUCCAUAUCCCAGUAUUGCAUUCUCUGUGUCUAAUUGCAGUCAAGUUUUGAAUAAAAGGAUAU
This is a messenger RNA of Balaenoptera musculus (blue whale), 4487 nucleotides long. RefSeq names its product PABIR family member 2 (gene PABIR2). NCBI's taxonomy places the organism in Eukaryota, Metazoa, Chordata, Mammalia, Artiodactyla, Balaenopteridae. Gene Ontology annotation, molecular function: protein serine/threonine phosphatase inhibitor activity. Bases 981 to 1808 code for a protein of 275 amino acids. The transcript has 10 exons. The record is from RefSeq and is a predicted model, not a curated record.